Molecule: messenger RNA, 1848 nt
Organism: Klebsormidium nitens
Lineage: Eukaryota; Viridiplantae; Streptophyta; Klebsormidiophyceae; Klebsormidiales; Klebsormidiaceae
Source: the annotation of a GenBank genome assembly
AUGCGGGUUCUGGAAACGUCGACGAGAAAGGGUGUCAUCGAGGUCACCAUUCAAGUGCUGAAAGGGGUGAUCCAUGAUGAGGGAGAGGCUUUAAAGGUGCAGACAAAAGAUGCUUGCGACUUCUUCCCGCUUGUGGCUUUGGCCACCUCCAGCGCAGUACCGAAAGCAAUGACGGCGCAAGCUGUGGUAAUUCUGUGCUUCUUCGAUGAGAGUGUCAAGCGUUCAAGGGGACCCAGCAUGGAAGCAAUCCUGCUCGACUCUCUAUAUCGCCAGCAGCACGGAAGCUUGGAGCCUUUGGCGGAGAGGCGCUCGAAGAUAUUGAAGAGGAAAAAGCAGCUUGAAGAGAUAUUCCAAGCACAGGGGUCGAGCACAAACACGCAGACGUUCGUCGGGCUUGGAAGCGAUCCCAUCAAAGACGCAAGUUCUGAAAGAGGGGACAAUUCGUUUGAGAUGGAACCGGAGCACCCGAGCUUGUCGCUCACAAUCGAGCAUCUAGGCUCCUUCAAAAAACGCAGAGAUGGAGAAAGAAAAGCUCGGAAAAGAGGAGCCAAGGGUGCGGCCAUUCAGGCCAUCAAAUCUCAAUCCCAGCGCGAUUUCAAAGCUGUCAAAAAAGAAUUUGAGGAACGCGUGACGGAAAAGGAGACCGUCAGCUUAGAUCUCCUGAAGCCACAGUCUAGCAAAUGGUUGGAAGACAUCCACAAGGAACUUUCAUCUGACGAUGCUGAGACGCGCUUGAUUGCCCUCUGGAGGUUCAAGGCUGUACACAAUCGCGUGGCAGUGUUCAGAGGACCUGCAGCAUGCGCAGAGUUCACAACCUUCGCCCUUCAAAAAAGGCUGGUUCUUGCGGAGAUUGUGAGACUCCUGAGGGCUGCGCAGGUGCAUGGUGACUUGUAUUUCUUCCCUCUUCCUCGAGAUUCACUCGAGAUUGACGACUUCUUUUCCAAGACACAGCUGUGCUUCGGUCUGCUCAACACACUGAUGAUGGAUUCCCGCGCCGUCCGCCAUGUUCGGAAAGCAAUACCGGACUUGAUUGACCUUCAAGAAGCUUCAUACUGUGCGGAAGCCCUUUGUGACUCCGGUUUUGGAGAGGUCUUGGAUGCUCAUCAGCAGUCACAGAACAAGAAGGCAGUCCUCUCCAGCAUGGUAGCACUUGCUACUUUUUCAGAGCAGGCAAAGGCGGAGCUAGGAAAGAGGACAGCCUUCCUCCGGCAGGUGCUGGUAGAAUGCACAGAAGCAGAUGGAUCAGAAGACAUGACAUUAGAUUGCGCGAUGCUUCUCGUCCUACAUCUGAGAGGUGCGUGUCCAUUUUCGGAGCUCGCACAGGAAAUCGUGCGGCUAGCCAUGCGAGUCCUGGGAACGUCGAUGAAGAGAGAGGUCAUUCAAGUGACUAUGGCAGUGCUGAAAAAAAUGCUCAGAAUCGAAAGGGAGGCUUUGAAGGUUCAGAUAAGCGACGCUUGCGACUUCUUCCCGCUCUUGGCUCUGGCCAUCUCUAGCGCAGUUCCGAAGGAAUUGACGGCACCAGCUGUGGAGAUCUUGUGCUUCGUAGAAGAGAGUCUCGAGCAGCCAAUUGAAUCCAGCAUCGAAACGAUCCUGCUUAACCUUGUAUCUCGCCAGCAGCACGUGAGCUCAAGGUCUCUGGACGACGAGAGUCUCAAGCUCUUGGAGCGAAAAGAGCAGUUUGAAAAGAUGUUCAAAGUACAGGGUUCGGGGCCAAUUGCACAGCCGCCCAUCGGGCUCGGCAGCGAGGCCAUUGAAUACGCAAACUGUCAGAAGAGGGCUUGGAAAGAAGGACACCGGGAGGAAUGCACAAAGAGCGGUUUGAAGGGGAAGAAAAGGAACAUUAAAUGA